AUGGUUCCCAAAGGCGAGCAGACGACCGCCGUACUUGGCCUGGAGAGGACGAAUACGGGCAUGACCACAGGUUCGAGCGAUAGUGGUACGGCAGCACCGCAGCCCAGUGUGCACGGCGACGAGGAUGGAUCUAGAGAGGAGGAGGAGGAGGAGGAGGAGGAUCAAGACGCUGCCUUUGAGGUCGACGAUUUGGCAGACUCGAAGCCGAAGAAGAGGAGGAAGGUCAUUAAGAACAGUGACAAGAAGUACCAAUGCCCGCACUCGGAUUGCGGGAAAUCAUAUUCGCGGGCGGAACAUCUGUAUAGGCACCAACUGAACCACACUCCGAAACAAAUCUAUCGUUGCGACUUUCCAGGGUGCGAGCGACACUUCGUGCGUGCCGACCUGUGCGCUCGACACAAAGAGCGCCACACUGCCAAAGGCUCUCACCUUCAACGGAAGGAUGCAUUCCUAAACAGCCAGCGCGUGACCGCGAAUACCUCUCGUGCAACCUCACCUACCUCAGGCAACGUCACCAUGAACGUCUCGCCGGUCACUAUGCAACAUGCAGUGCACUCCGCGCCUGCCUACGCGGAAACGACCAUGUCGACCAUCGCUCCUUCCCACCCACCGGAAGCAGUGCACGCGUCUUAUGCUCCUCACGUGGCCAAUAACGCGACGAACAUGCAUAGCGCAAAUGGUCCUCCGAUCGACCCUCAGAUGACGGCCAACAACAUGUAUCACACCUACCCGGCGAUGGGGGACGGUGGCCGUGUCCAGCCGCCAUACGGUCCUCCUGCCUCACCACCUCGUGCAAGACGCUUCAGCUUCGACGGCAGUUAUACUCGUCCCACCACUGUCACGCCAGUGUACAAUGUCCAUCAUCCGAACACGAUGACAUCCAUGCAGCCUCCACCGCUGUCUUCACCGCCCACAGCGACGCCCAUAUUUGCGCAACAGCCCUAUCCGUCACCAUCUGCGACUGCGCAUCAAUUACGUUCGCCUACCAAUUACUCGAAUCUGCCAUCGCUGCCUCCGUUUGGGUUCCCUCAGGUGUAUUCGCCCGCAGGCAAUGCCAGGUCAGCUAGCAUGAUGUCUCCUCCAAGCAUCAGCUCGGCUGACCAACAUCCUGUUCCCAACAGCCGAACAAACAGCAUUAUGGACUUCCAGUUCAAUGCCAUUGAGCAGUUAGCAACGGGCUAUGCUAUGCCUGUCUUCAACACCGACGGCUUCAACCGAUCACCUCCAACCGUAUUCGACGAUGCUUACCUCAAUAUUUUGUUCGGUAGUAACGACCUACAAGCUCUGCAGCCUUCUCCGCCCGGACCGAUGCCGAUGCACAACCCUGCAGUCUUCAACGCGCCCUUGCCAAAGCUUGAGCCCGACGGCACACCUAGAGAGCAAUCUCUGCCAGGCGAACCACUCAGCGCAGUGCCCUCCACCAAUGGUCUUGAUAUCCAGAUGCGCGAGUGUGACAUCAGUGAGAAGAAUAGACAACGAUUGGUCGAUCUCAUCAAUAGCUGGCCUGAUGUUGAGCAGAAUCCUGAAAGAAGAACCAAAGGUGACAUCCUUAUGGGCGAUUCGAGUGAUCCUCACCAUGUGAUGAGCCUGCAUAUGCUCAAGACAUAUCUGUCCAGCUACUGGAUGCACAUACACCAGCAAAUGCCUAUCCUGCAUAGGCCUACCUUCAAUCCUGAAACUUGCCCAGAUCUGCUUCUGCUGGCUAUGUUUUGUCUAGGGGCUACGUGUCUGGAGCGAACCCAUCCUGGUGAAACAACGGUCAACAGCGCCGAGCUCUCGUUCUUCAUUGCGUACCAUGUACGAUGGGAAGUCUUCAAGGAUGCCGAGUUUCGACCCACCGCAAAGCUGUGGACGUUUCAGACGUUGCUACUGCUCGAGCUGUUCGAGAAGAUGUUCAGCACAAAGGCAUUGCAUGAAAGAGCACACAUACACCACGCUACGACACUUGUGGUGAUGCGUCGGGGCUCGUCACUGAUUGGCAGAAACGCCACAGAGACACCGCAGAAUGGCGAGGACCCGACACGAACACCACCAGGACCUGACGGGACCAUCAACACAAGUGGGCAGAACACGCCAGAUGCAUUCUGGAACAGGUGGAUCACAGCUGAGGCCACACGACGAGUUGCCUUUGCGGCCUUCAUUAUCGACUCGACCCAUGCCACCCUGUUCGGUCAUGCCGCUGUCAUGUCACCGCAUGAUCUAAGACUCCCACUACCAUGCGAUGAGGCUCUGUGGGCAGCAACAAGUAGUGCUGAGGUCCAGAGAGUUGAGGCAAGCCUGGCAGCCAAUGGCUUCAAGCCCACCUCGUUUAUUGACGGCAUCAAGCGCACGUUGAACGGGCAGAAGGUUCGCACCAACACGUUCGGGCGAGUCGUGCUUAUGGCCGGGCUUCUCAACGUGAGCUGGCAUAUGAACCAGCGUGAUCUUCAAGUCUCCUCACUCGGCGCAGCUGGGACACUGGGUAGCUCGAUCAAAUGGCGCAGCCCGCUCACUCGCGCAUUCGACUUCUGGCGCCGCGACUUCGAUGACAGUCUUUCGAAGAACGAACACUGGCUGCAAGUCUGCAACCCAAAAGCGACCGACCGUAGCAGUAUCGAUCACCGCGACAACGUCUUCGAGUCCCGCACGUGUCUACACAGCCUCGCACACAUGGCUAUGCACGUUGACAUUGUCGAUUGCCUCGUGUUCGCUGGUUCAGAAAGGGUUUUAGGCCGCACGGUGACGGACGCGGAUCGCGCAGUGGUACAACGACGGAUGCGCGAGCAAUGGGCGCCGAGCGCUCGGGCUCGAGACGCCACGUUCUACGCGUUGCGCUUCCUGUGCGAGGUGUUGAUCCCAGAAGAAGAAUUGGCAGCCAAGCGAGCGAAUACUCCUCAAGUACCCACUUUCACAUACAGUGCGCGGGACGACUAUCUACUCAACCGACCAUGGAUCUUGUACUUUGCCUUACUCAUCGUGUGGUCGUAUGGGUACGCUCUAGAUGGUCCCAUCCGGCCGUCCAACUACACCUUGACCACCCGCGAACUGCAGAUUUACGAUAUGCAGCGUUACCUUGUCCGCACGGGUGGCGUAGCAAGUCCAGACGAUCUCGAGAAGCUGAAGGAUAGGAACUCGUGCCUAGGACUGAUGCUGCUAUUGCGCGAGAGCUUCAAGCAGCCAAGGUGGGAGUUAUUGCACGAAGCGUUUGAUGUGUUGGGAUCUUGUGUCGAUUUACUACUACCCGGGCAUUGCGAGCGGGAGAUGAGCGUCAAGCAUAUUCAAGGAGUUUAA
This is a messenger RNA of Recurvomyces mirabilis, 3270 nucleotides long. RefSeq lists its product as uncharacterized. The transcript has 2 exons. The record is from RefSeq and is a predicted model, not a curated record. Gene Ontology annotation, cellular component: chromatin. Lineage: Eukaryota; Fungi; Ascomycota; Dothideomycetes; Mycosphaerellales; Teratosphaeriaceae. The coding region runs from base 1 to 3270 and encodes 1089 amino acids. Gene Ontology annotation, molecular function: zinc ion binding; DNA-binding transcription factor activity, RNA polymerase II-specific; RNA polymerase II cis-regulatory region sequence-specific DNA binding. Gene Ontology annotation, biological process: regulation of transcription by RNA polymerase II; DNA-templated transcription.